AGGUGGAGAGAGCGCGCGAGACACAAUUGUGAAUCGCUCUCACAGUCCAGCAGAUAGGUGCUGCAAACGCACGCUGCGUACAUGCAUGUGUUGAGUGGGCGCUUGGAUUGAGAAUGCGGGAAAGAAGGAGGACUCUCACGUAAUAAUUCACCGACAUUUUCCAAUAUCUACAUCGGGAAUUACAAUUGUCCUUCUUUGUUUCAUUUUUUAUUAUUCCCUCACUAUCAGUUUUUUUGUAUUCUAUCCGUAUUUCUUGCGACUGUGAGAACUAACGUUAACUAUUUACGGGCUGCUUGUUAUAAGUGAGUGAAUGUAGAGAAGAAAUCAGAGUGCACGGAUGCUGCUUGGAUAGGCUACUGGACACAUAAUGUGUUGUUUAUACGCUGCUUCAAGGUAAGAAGACGAGUGGCUCUAUAAAGUAGCCUAACUGCAUCAUCACAAUUUGGGAAUCUGUGCGGGCAUUUCAUUGCCACUAAUCUGUUGGAAAUAUCAUCUAAGGAAUCUUGACCAUUUACAUCGCUUCUAUAUCAAUCUGGGAGUUGUGUUUUUUUUCUAACUGAAUAAACUCGGACAGAUUCAACAUUAAAAUAAAAUAAGAUAACAUCUUGGACAUUUUCUCUUUACAGGCAUGAUAAGAUAUUCGGAAUCGUUAUGAAUUCAUGACAUAGGAUAUAACCAGACUGAACAGACUGUUAAAGAAACAUUUAUUCAUUGCUGGAAAAAAGGGGUGAGGAUAAUCCCCCCCCACCACAAAAAAAAAUGAAGAAAAGUAUAGCGGGUACACUUGCUCUUAUUCACUGCAGUUGAAGCGGUGUUGGAGUGCGUCCGGAGUAAUGAAGUCUUACACAUCCUGAAAGGAAGGACUUCAAAUUAACCGAGAAGGAAAAUUAUGUUUAACAAAAACAAUAGCAGCAAGUAAACGUCAUCCUCAUUUGAUUCAAGGCAUUAAAAUCCAGUUAAGACAUUGUGGGGAACAAUGAGGACUACUGGCGCAGUGGACUAUAUAUGCUACAGUAUACUCAUCCUGCAGCUGCUGAAUCAGCCUGAUGCCAAGCAAGUGUUGCGAUAUCGCUUGUCUGAGGAGGGACCCGCCGAUGUCAGGGUAGGGAACGUAGCCAAGGACCUCGGAAUCGUCGCCGGGUCUGGUGAGGUUACGUUUACCCUCGAGUCUGGCUCUGAUUUUUUCAAAAUAGAUAAUAUAACAGGCGAGCUGACCACUAAUGAAAGGCGGAUAGACCGUGAAAAAUUACAGCAGUGCCAAAUGAUAUUUGAUGAAAACGAAUGUUUCAUAGAUUUUGAAGUGUCAGUAAUUGGACCGGCUCAGAGCUGGGUUGACCUGUUCGAGGGGAAAGUCAUUAUUUUAGACAUAAAUGACAACACCCCGUCUUUCCCCUCUCCUGUUCUGACACUGUCAGUGGAAGAGAACAGACCGAUUGGCACUCUCUAUCUCCUGCCCACUGCCACCGACAGAGAUUUUGGCAGGAACGGAAUUGAGAGAUAUGAGCUUAUUCAGGACAGCGGGGAGAGCUCCAGGCGCCUGGGUUCGACCUCAGGGGGACGCGGAGUGGACAGCAGGAGAUUUGAUGAGGGGGCAGCCAGGAGCAGCGUCUUUGAACUGCAAGUUGCUGACACAACUGAUGGAGAAAAACAGCCGCAGCUCAUCAUUAAAGGAGCGCUGGACAGGGAGCAGAGGGACUCUUAUGAGCUCACCCUGCGUGUUAGGGAUGGGGGCGACCCCCCACGCUCCUCCCAGGCCAUCCUGAGGGUGAUGAUCACUGAUGUGAAUGACAACAGCCCCCGCUUUGAGAAGGCUGUGUAUGAGGCUGACCUGCCAGAGAACAGCUCCCCUGGUGCCCCCAUCCUGCAGCUGAAAGCAGCUGACGCAGACGUUGGGGUGAACGGUCAGAUUGAGUACGUAUUUGGUGCGGCCACAGAGUCAGUGCGUAGGCUGCUGAGGCUGGACGAGGGCUCGGGGUGGCUUAGCGUGCUCCAUCGUAUUGACCGCGAGGAGGUGAGCCAGCUGCGCUUCACGGUAAUGGCAAGGGAUCGAGGUCAGCCACCCAAAAUGGACAAGGCAACCGUGGUCCUCAACAUCAAAGAUGAGAACGACAACGUGCCUGCUAUUGAGAUUCGUAAGAUCGGACGCAUUUUCUUGAAAGAUGGAGUGGCCAAUGUGGCAGAGGAUGUAGUGGUGGACACGCCUAUAGCUUUAGUCCAGGUGUCAGACCGCGACCAGGGCGAGAACGGCAUCGUGACCUGCACUGUGGUGGGUGACGUGCCCUUCCAGCUCAAACCGGCCAGUGAGAUUGAGGGUGAGAUGAAUAAGAAGAAAUACUUUCUCCAUACAUCAGCCCCGCUGGACUAUGAGGCCACACAGGAGUACAACGUGGUCAUUGUGGCUGUGGACUCAGGAAGCCCUAGCCUGGCCAGUAAUAACUCGCUUAUCGUGAAGGUGGGAGACUUCAACGACAACCCACCCAUCUUUAGCCAGAAUGUGGUGGAGGUGUCCUUUCUGGAAAACAAUGCCCCAGGCGAGAGGGUGACCACAGUGCAGGCAAUCGAUGCUGACAGUGGCAAGAAUGCAGAAAUCGCCUACUCCCUCGUCUCCUCUGUAAAUGGGAUAUUCUCCAUUGAUGCAGACAGUGGUGACAUCAGAGUAAACACCAUUCUGGACAGGGAGCAAACAGAGAGGUAUGAGUUCAAAGUGAUAGCUAAAGAUAAGGGCAUGCCCAUACUCCAGGGGUCAGCCACUGUGGUGGUCCUGGUGGCAGAUAAGAACGACAAUGAGCCAAAGUUCAUGCAGGACGUGUUCACCUUCUACGUCAAAGAGAACCUAACACCCAACAGCCCUGUUGGCAUGGUGACCGUCAUUGACGCUGACAAGGGCCAGAACGCUGAAAUGAGCCUCUUCAUCGAGGAAGAGGAGGAUAUCUUCUCCAUUGAGAAUGACACAGGAACCAUUUUCUCCACCAUGUCAUUUGACCGCGAGCAGAAGACUUCAUACACGUUUAGGGUCAAGGCUGUGGACGGUGGAGACCCACCCAGAUCCGCUACAGCCACCGUGUCACUUUUCGUGAUGGACGAGAACGACAACCCGCCAACCGUCACCUUCCCCAUCAACAGCACUUACACCCUCCUGCCCCCUUCCAGCAACGUCAGGACUGUAGUACGAACCGUCAUAGCCACUGAUACGGACACAGGGAUCAACGCUGACCUGAACUACAGCAUCAUCGGUGGAAACCCCUUCAAACUGUUUGAGAUUGACGGAGGCAGCGGGGUCAUCUCACUGGUGGGGAAGCUGGAGCAGAAACACUAUGGCCUCCAUCGACUCGUGGUUCAGGUGAACGACAGCGGGCAGCCCUCCCAGAGCACCACUACCCUUGUGCAUGUCUAUGUCAAUGAGACCCUCUCCAACUCCACCAUCGUAGAGGCCCAGGUGGCCAAGAGCCUGGGUACGCCGCUCAAUACCAACAUUGCUGGUGACCCCAACUACGACCUGGGUAAGCAACGGCUGAGCAUCGUCAUCGGGGUGGUCUCGGGCAUCAUGACGGUCAUUCUCAUCAUCCUCAUCGUCGUCAUGGCCCGUUACUGCCGCCCCAAGAACAAGAAUGGCUAUGAGGCAGGCAAGAAGGACCACGAGGACUUCUUCACCCCUCAGCAGCAUGACAAGGGCAAAAAGCCUAAGAAGGACAAGAAGAAUAAGAAGUCCAAACAGCCACUGUACAGCAGCAUCGUCACCAUUGAGGCCUCCAAACCCAAUGGCCAGCGCUACGAUGGUGUCAACGAGAAGCUGUCGGACAGCCCUGGGAUGGGCCGGUACCGGUCUGUUAACGGAGGGCCCGGGAGCCCGGAUCUUGCCCGGCACUACAAGUCCAGCUCGCCACUGCCCACGGUCCAGCUCCACCCCCAGUCACCCACGGCCGGGAAAAAGCAUCAGGCUGUUCAGGACCUGCCCCCUGCCAACACCUUCGUUGGCACCGGAGAUAACAUUUCCCUUGGAUCUGACCACUGCUCUGAGUAUAGCAGUCAAACCAUCAACAAGUACAACAAACAGCCGUUCCGCCGAGUGACCUUCUCCGUGGUGAGCCAGCCCCAAGACCCCCACCAGCAGGGAUCGCUGCAGAGCUGCUACGACAGCGGGCUGGAGGAGUCGGAGACGCCCAGCAGCAAGGGCUCUUCGGGGGGCCCAAGGCUGGGUGCGCUGCCCCUGCCCGAGGACAGCUACGAGAGGACCACGCCGGAUGGCAGUGUCGGUGAGGCAGAGCAUAUGGAAAAUGACACCCGGCCCUUGCCCGACGUAGCCAUGACAGGCAAGUGCACCCGGGAAUGCGAUGAAUACGGCCACUCUGACUCCUGCUGGAUGCCUGUGCGCACGUCGCCUGAGCGCCGGCCCAAGACAACCACAACCCAACAACCAAAGCUUUCCACCUUCAUGACUGGCGGUGGCAGCGGCAGCAGCCCUCCCGAGCAGCAGCAGCAGCAUCCUGGCAGCCAGGAAGCCCUGGCCGCCAUGUCCAAUGGAGACCCCUCCUCCCACGUGAUGCUGGGCAAUGACCGCAACCGCAACCUGCUCAACAAGAAGACAGCCUCCUCCUCCUCCUCCUACGAGGGCUUUGGCUCACCCAGUUUUAGCCCACCGGGGGUUGAAGAGAGGGUGGUGGGUCACCCCAUUGAGGAGAUCCCUCUGGCUCCCACCGGGGAGUACAAGCCCUCACCCUGCGGCACGCUCACUCGCCGGGAGGUCUACCUGUGAGGGGGGCGGGGGAAGUAGUGCCAUGGUACAUAAACAUCAACAAUAUAGUAGGUUACCACAACGACAACAACUGAAGACACUUUUUACUGUACCAAAUGUACCUUGGCUGAGCAGGAAAGGUCCAGGGAUAACCCUUCUCCAAGACAACAACAACAACAAUAAUGCUAAAAGCUACGUGGAUACAAACAUAAUCCCUUUUAGAUUUCAGAUUCUGACCAUAUCCUGCAAGAGGAAGAAGAGGGUGGGGCUAUUGGUGGGACUCAAAGUGAGACAUUGGGUAACUGCUGCUGGCCGGCCAACAUUACUGCUGCCUGACCAACUAAUUUCCAUAAAACGUGCAUGCAUUAUCUCUCCCUGACCCCACCUCUUAAAGACUGUACUGUAGAAAAGAGGAUCUUUCUUUAUUUUCCGCUCUUUUUCUAUAACUGUACUUGUGAACUAGUUUGAGUGUGACAAUGAGAUGUGUGACAAAGGACCGAUGUCAUGCCUUUUGGGGACUUUCUGACACUCCCACCCUCAUGCAAGCGUCAUAUAGCCUACAUACAGUAAUGUGUCAUAUAUCACAUCACGUGUCAUGACACCUUUGUGCUACUCACUCUGGAUUCUGGAUUCUGCAUUUCAACAGUUUAUGAUUCAAUGUUGCUUUCUCAUUCAAAAAGAGACCCAAACACAACCAAACAACAAUAGACUGCGAAGGCUACUAGCAUGGCAUCAUCAUUAACAUUUGGGAAAGACUAAGCUUUAACUUUCUGUCCUGUGGAUGAGACUGUGUGUAUCGCCUCAUUCAUAGGAGAAUAUAAUUAACAAAAUGGACUAAAUGGAGCCAAUGUGGUUGGCAAUGUCCAAGCCACAGUAGUCCCUGACCCACAGGGUGAAUGAUGAAAUGAUGUCGAAGUAUGCUUAUUUACCAGUGUGCAUAUAAUACUCUCUUUGCCUCUUUCAUAGACACCUAUAGAAGUGAACAUUGGACAUAUACAUUGAUUCAGACCAAUACUUUACAGCUCACUUUGCCCUUCUCUCUCUCUUUCUCUAUGUUUGGAUGGCCUGAAAGUUGAAGACAAAAAAUACAUUGGAGAUGCAAGUUUCUAUCUAGAACCAUGACCAAUCUGAACUGGUUGGCGGUCUUUGCUUGAGUUGCGUAAUAUGUUUGUACGUAGUUGUGCAUAUAUUGAUUCCUAUUCAGAUUAACGUUUCCCACACAGACAAGCAGACUCAAAUUCACACAAAUCAACACACAGCUAACAUGUCAUGCUAUGCUAGAUUUGAGUUGAGUUAGUUGAGAAAAAUGCUGGGUAUGUAAAAGCAUGCAUGAUAGGGUAGGUUGAGCUGGUCGAGGAAAGCUAUGUUUUGACGUUUUUCCGUUAACUUUAUUUUGCGUUAAGGUGUGUGCUAGAAUGAGCAAUAAAUACCAUAUUGUACACAACACUGACAUGACCACACUCUCUAUCACAUAAUGGUAAGCAUAGUACUCUAACAAGGUCCAUGUUCAACUACCCAUAAAUGGAGAUGUCACCAGUGGUGGAAGUACAUUUCCAUACGGCACAUCUCAAUGAAUUACAAUCUAAAAUACCUAUUGAUGUACAGUUACAAAGAGGCGUGGGGAAAAGACACCAGUUUAGCAUCUUACAAGUUAGUAUGUGAGAGAAACCAAAGCAUAGGAAACAACAAACUGGCAUGAAGGUACAUGGGAGAAACUACAGUACUACUACAAGUUGCUUUUAAUACACGCAUAUGUGUAAGUGUAUAGUGAGAGCAUAGGUUGAAUUGAGCACGGGUGCGACAUGUAGGCAAACGUGUAGGCAUGUAGGCAAACUAUUUUGGACAACCACAUAUACACAGAAACACACACAAUAUGAAGACAUUGUGCCUCCUUACCCAUCGCUAGUGGUCUUUUUCACUGGUGAGUAGGCACAAGGUCUUGCCACCAUAACCAAGCAAAAGAAUAUCAGCUAAAUAUCAGAUGCAUUGGGAACCCUUUUGUAUGUUAGCUAACCCUUUGGUUCAAAACAGACUGCUUUUUGGCAGUCUACCAAUCUGUAAGUACUACUUGUCGUUCGAAGAAGUGUUCCUAUGCUUAUAAACUGUAUACAUAGGUACUUUUUAUUGCAUGUUUAAAGGGAAUUUACUUACUCAGAAGGAGAAAAAAAAAUAAGGAAAACAAAAAAAAACUUACCCUGUGAACAUGGAUGUCCAUCUUGUUGCUUGCUUUUGUUAUACCUAAACUGACAUUAGCCAUGUAGUAUGACUGAGUAUAUCAGUUUGAGGAGGAAGAAAUGUAUGUUUAUUUAGCAUAUUUCUUUAACUUUCCAUCAUAUUUCUUGGAUUGUGUUUCUUUCAUUCCUGUCAGACAAAUUUCCAGAACGUUCCCCAUUCCACUGAACAAACCUUACAGUUAUAACAUACCUUCAGUUCAAGGUUGCUCACCUGUAAUGUCUGUCUUACAUAGUACAGUAAGACGAUUUGCAACUUUGUACUGGCAUUGCAUUUCCAUCCCCCCUUUUCUCUCUCUUUUUUUGCUAUUUGAUAUACAAUAACAAUCAGAACCAUGGAAAUAAUCAUCUUUAUGUGUUUUCUUUUUUUGUCAUAUUUUCUGUUGACAAUUUGUAUAUUUAGAGUGCUUCUGUAAAAAAGAAAAAAAACUAAACUAUAGAGUGAAUUCAAAAUAUGCAAUUGUGCCUUUUUAUACCAAUUGGUAUGAUUCAAUGUUGGUUUGGAAUGGUACAAAACCAGUUAUGCUGACAUGCUUUCUAAAAGUAGUGGGGAUGGUAUUUAUGUCAAAAUUUAAAUAACUCCUGAAGAUUAUUAUACGAUAGAGGAAAAUACAAUGACUUUCUGGCUUCUCCGGAUGUGACCAGUCAAAUGUCGGUAAAAGCCUGAUACAGUAGAUACAGUGUGGUACAUUGAUACAGAAUGGUCUUGAUGUGGUCUUUAUGUGGAAUGUUCAAGGUAUGAAUCUCCAUUCCUAGCAUAGUGUGGUUUCAUGAACCAAAUUACAACUUUUUGUACUGCUUAAUAUUAGUAACAAUGACAAUAUAUUCUAACAAUUAUUAUCCUAUGGUGUUCUGCUAAUGUACAUGUUCAGUGCAACAACCUUAUGUGCAUGAAACACUCUUCCGGAUUAAACACAUUGGGGCUGGUAGAAGAAAAACUUGGAGACAUUUGACUGUUCAGGAUGCGAGGAAGCCUGGAAUUGCUAAUAUGGAGGUUGAAAAAAGUUGCAAGGUAGAGAUGCUGACAGAAUACACACCUCAGGAUGUACAGCAACCCCUAAUACACACUCACAAACACACAUUUAGAACACAUACAUUACAAAAAUAUUCAACAAAGUAUUGGAAACAACAGAGAAGUAGUGUAGUAGGUUCUCGUUGUGUUAUAACAUAAAGGAAAUUGCAUGUCUUUUCGAGAAAGACCGAGAAAGGGAUAUAGAGGGGGAUAAGUGUUAUAUAAGAGCUUUUUUGAUUAACUCUUUACUCAAACAUUCAAUAUGCUACUUGUGCUUACUACUGAAUGUACAAUAUUAUCUGAUAGAAAAGAAACAGGGAGAAAAUCAAUUGGUCUUUCCUUGACCUGGUAAUCCACAGAUGACUGUCAAAUUUGGUUUUUAGAAAAAUAUAUUUAAAAAAGUAUAUUUUUGCUACCUGAGGUGUAUGUUUAGUCAGCUCUCUUCUAUUAGUUGUUCAGCAUUCACAGUCUGUGAUGAAAUUUGUGAUAUUAACUAUAAACUAUUUGUCCUGCGACUUGGAUGUUGAUAUGGAAAUUGAGGAAACAGUUUAUCAUUGUUUAUUAUGAUUCACUAUGCACGCAGCUUAGCUGAACAUGGCAAAAUGUAUUGAACGCAAGCCCACUUCUAUUUAUGAAAUCUUUUACAUAAUGUAAUUUGCUUUUGUACAGGUUUCUGUAAAUAAACUGCUUGUCAUUUUCGUCUGUGCAGAAAUUAAAAUAUAACAUGGUAAAACUA
This is a messenger RNA of Oncorhynchus masou masou (cherry salmon), 8711 nucleotides long. Its product is annotated as protocadherin-7-like. Gene Ontology annotation, cellular component: plasma membrane. The transcript is spliced from 3 exons. Gene Ontology annotation, molecular function: calcium ion binding. The coding region runs from base 977 to 4753 and encodes 1258 amino acids. The record is from RefSeq and is a predicted model, not a curated record. Gene Ontology annotation, biological process: homophilic cell-cell adhesion. NCBI's taxonomy places the organism in Eukaryota, Metazoa, Chordata, Actinopteri, Salmoniformes, Salmonidae.